AUGGUACCCCAAUCUCUUUGUGAUAUCUCUUAUUUGGACAUUUCCAAUAAUUGUUUGAAGGGUCCCAUUCCACAUUGGAGAAAAAGGAUUAACAUUGUUAAAGGAGUUGCAUCUGCUCUAUCAUAUCUUCAUCAUGAUUUCACCUUUCCAAUAGUGCAUAGAGAUGUAUCUACUAGCAAUAUCUUUCUAAACUCGGAAUGGCAGCCUAGUGUUUCUGACUUUGGUAUAGCUCGACUCCUUCAAUGUGAUUCAUCCAAUCGAACAAUAGUUGCUGGAACUAUUGGAUAUAUAGCUCCUGAGCUCGCCUAUACUAUGGUUGUAAGUGAAAAGUGUGAUGUAUAUAGUUUUGGGGUAAUGGCACUUGAAAUUUUAUUGGGAAGACAUCCUGAGGAAAUAUUGUCAUCACUUCAAUUAACAUCAACUCAAGACAUCAAACUACGUGAAGUACUAGACAAACGUCUCCAACGUCCAAAUAAUGAGAUGGUUUCACUUCACAUUAUUCAGAAGAUGAAAAGAAUAUAUGCUGACAGGCCAGUGAUAGAUCAUGCAUAUGUUUCCGAAUAUAUGCACAAGUUGAAGGAUCGAUUUCUAAAUGCUCCUCAUGUGUUUCCAUCGUUUAUAAACAUAGUGAGUAGCUAUUUACAUGGAGAAAAGAGUUUUGACGUUGUCAUUCGAGAGGUUGGUUUACUUUUUGAAGGCAAUGGUGAUGAUCUUAUCGAUGAGCUUAAUAAUUGGUUUAGUUCUUGA
Messenger RNA from Medicago truncatula (barrel medic), 747 nucleotides. RefSeq names its product probable leucine-rich repeat receptor-like protein kinase At1g35710. Lineage: Eukaryota; Viridiplantae; Streptophyta; Magnoliopsida; Fabales; Fabaceae. The record is from RefSeq and is a predicted model, not a curated record. The coding region runs from base 1 to 747 and encodes 248 amino acids. Gene Ontology annotation, biological process: protein phosphorylation; regulation of DNA-templated transcription. Gene Ontology annotation, molecular function: protein kinase activity; ATP binding. The transcript has 5 exons.